This is a messenger RNA of Achroia grisella, 1839 nucleotides long. Its product is annotated as lysosomal acid glucosylceramidase-like. The transcript has 12 exons. Bases 1 to 1839 code for a protein of 612 amino acids. Gene Ontology annotation, molecular function: glucosylceramidase activity. The record is from RefSeq and is a predicted model, not a curated record. Lineage: Eukaryota; Metazoa; Arthropoda; Insecta; Lepidoptera; Pyralidae. Gene Ontology annotation, biological process: glucosylceramide catabolic process.
AUGGCUACAAAAAGAAAUGGAGGUGUUUUCACAAUUUUAUCAAUUAUAUUUUUCUUGGCUACACUAGGAAAAUCUGCUGAUUUACCAUGUAAUGCCCGUGAAGUGGAAGGUCGUUCCGUAGUCUGCGUUUGCAAUGCUACUUACUGCGACACUAUCACAAGGGAACUCCCGAACAUUAAUUCAUUUGUCACCUACACAUCUAGUAGUGCCGGUAAACGAUUUGAAAAAUGGACCGGUACAAUACGAUCUAUAUUGGAUCGAACAAACGAGGAUGCAGAUGGCGAAAAGUUUGGUCCUAUAGAUGAAGAAAGCGUAACAAUUGAAAACGAGGAGAUUGAAUCCAUAGAUGAUGAAAAUGAAGAGUUUGACCCCAAAGAUGAAGAACGAGACGAAGACGAUGUGCCACUGUGGAGAAGAGUCGCCUUCAGAGUAUAUACCAAUGUACAGACACAGGUAAUUGAAGGUUUUGGUGGAUCUGUAACCGAUGCCGCAGCAAUUAAUUGGCGUAGUCUGUCUGACGGAGCCCAAAGACGAUUUAUCGAUUCAUACUUUAGUCCCCGAGGUAUAGAAUAUAACAUGAUCAGAGUACCUAUUGGGGGGUCGGACUUCUCAACUCAUCCUUACGCCUACAAUGAGUUACCUUGGAAUGAUGCAGCCCUAACAAACUUCUCUCUAACUGAAGAAGACCUAUUUUAUAAGCUCCCAAUGAUUCGAUUAAGUCAAGCUGCCGCUGCUGAAGCAGGCAACAAAGUGCAGAUCACAGCAAGUACGUGGUCUCCUCCAGUGUGGAUGAAAUCCAAUGAAAGAAUCACCGGUUUUGGACAGCUGAAGCCUGAGUUUUAUCAGACCUACGCUGACUAUCAUUUACGAUUUAUAGAAGCAUAUGCGAGAGCGCAUGUUAACAUCUGGGCAAUUACAACCACUAAUGAACCCCUAAAUGGGAUUGUACCCAUUGUAAACUUCAACUCUUUAGGCUGGACACCCUCAGAAUUGGGUCGCUGGGUGGCAAAUAAUCUAGGUCCUACAAUAAGAAACUCAAACUUCUCCAAUACAUUGAUAUUGGCUGUUGAUGAUCAACGCUACACUCUACCUAUUUGGUUACGAGGGAUGGAGAUAGCGGAGCCACGUUCCAUUGAUUACAUUGAUGGCAUCGCCGUACAUUACUACGGCAACUUUGUGUCGCCCCGCGUUCUCGCAAGGGUGCAAGAACGGUAUCCCAACAAAAUAUUGCUCGCAACUGAAGCUUGUGAAGGUCCGAUGCCCUGGAACAGAGAGAAGGUUAUAAUUGGAUCAUGGCGUCGUGCAAGAAGAUAUAUAUCCAGUAUUAUUGAGGAUCUAAACAACUUCGUAGUGGGUUGGAUUGAUUGGAAUCUUUGCUUGAAUGAAAAUGGUGGUCCAAAUUGGGCGGAGAACUACGUGGAUUCUCCUAUUAUUGUGUCCCCGGAUAAGGAUGAAUUUAUAAAGCAGCCAAUGUUUUACGCCAUGGGUCAUUUCUCCAAAUUCAUCCCGAGAGAAUCAAGGAGAUUGUAUGUGGAACGCUGGAGUUUGCGUACAAUUGAAAACGUUGCUGUCCUCACGCCAGAAGGCAAUAUUGUAGUUGUAGUACAUAACAGGCGUAGAAGAGAACGCAAAGUUCGUAUAUAUGUUAGUAGAACCAGGUACGCAGAAUUCAUAGUGGAUCCGCAAUCAGUGACAACAAUUGAAAUUAACCCAAGACAGGAAGGUACAGUGGGAAAUUUAGAGGACAGUAUAGAAAAAAGUUCAGAGGAAAGUUCGGAGGAAAUUACAGGUGGAAAUUCCAGUGAAAAUUCUGGGAAAAUUCUGAAGAAAAUUUCAUAA